AUGACAAGCGCAUAGACUAAAAAAAGCUCCAUUGAAAACGAUACAGUUUUUAACGGAGAAAAAGAAAUUUCUGUUGGUGAUAUCAGAAAGUUUAUUCCUGCAGAAUAUUUCGUUAAGAGAGAAUCCAGAUUCUUGAUUAGUGUUUUAUAUUCUUUAAGCUUAACCCUUUUCACAGCUUUCUUAGCUGAUAGAUAUCUCCGUUUAGAAUGGGCCUAUUUACCUCUCUGGAUAGCUUAUGCUGUUAUCAAUGGAACUAUUGCUACUGGUCUUUGGGUUUUAGGUCACGAAUGUGGUCACAAAGCUUUCUCUAAUAGCGAUGUUGCUAAUGACAGUUUAGGUUAUAUCCUCCAUACUGCUUUAUUAGUACCUUACUUCUCUUGGUAAUGGUCUCAUCAUGUUCAUCAUUCUAAGUGUAACCACUUGACUGAAGGUGAAACUCACGUCCCUAGAGUAGAUACUGACCCUAAAGCUUCUAUGUAUAUCAAGCUUAGAGAUAUUAUUGGAGUUGAAUCUUUCUCCAUCUGGUAAGUUCUUAACAUCUUAGUUAUCGGAUGGCCUGCCUAUCUUAUUUUUGGUGCUACUGGUGGUCCUGCAAGAGGUUUCAGUAGCCAUUUCAUUGUUCCUAAUAAAUUAUUCACAAAGGAUAAGCUCUUAAAGGUUCACUUAUCAAACCUUGGUUUAGUUAUUGUAGGAUAUUUACUCUAUCUUUGGGCUAGAUAAACUUCUUUCACCUAUGUUUUUGCUAUCUACUUUGGACCCUACUUAGUCGUUAAUGCCUGGUUAACUGGUAUCACAUUCCUUCAACAUACUGAAGAUACUGUUCCUCACUAUGACAAGUCAGCCUGGAGCUGGUUAAGAGGAGCUUUAUGCACUAUUGACAGAAACUAUCCUGAAUACAUUAACGCUUUACAUUUUGAUAUUGGUAGCACUCACGUCAUUCACCAUAUUUUCCAUGAAAUGCCUCACUAUAAUGCAAGAGAAGCUAAUAUCUACCUUAAAUAAAUUCUCGGUCCUGCUUACAUUAAAGAUAAAAAGUCUGUUACUAGAGCUUUAUUUGAAGCUGGUAAAUUAGCUUGUGUCUCUGAAAGAGAAUAAGGUUUCUAUUAUUGGAAAUGA
Molecule: messenger RNA, 1116 nt
Organism: Tetrahymena thermophila SB210
Lineage: Eukaryota; Ciliophora; Oligohymenophorea; Hymenostomatida; Tetrahymenidae
Product: fatty acid desaturase
Exons: 4
Biological process (GO): lipid metabolic process
Molecular function (GO): oxidoreductase activity
Source: RefSeq, a predicted model, not a curated record